This is a messenger RNA of Halichondria panicea, 1463 nucleotides long. RefSeq lists its product as uncharacterized. The record is from RefSeq and is a predicted model, not a curated record. Lineage: Eukaryota; Metazoa; Porifera; Demospongiae; Suberitida; Halichondriidae. Bases 171 to 1430 code for a protein of 419 amino acids. The transcript has a single exon.
GGCUCACCAUAGAUACUAUAAAUCACAUUUCACGAGAAGGUCUCACCAAUAAGAUAUUGGUGAACGAUCGAAUUUGUUCAAGACAUUUCAUUUCUGGGAAGCCCGCCUAUCUUUUUGAUAAGAAUAAUCCUGACUGGCUGCCUUCCUUACACCUUGGCCAUGAGAAACAAAUGAUUGCUGAUGUCUCAAGAUGGGAGAGAGCCAAAAAAAGGAGCAGCAGCUUACUACCGAUUUACUCUGAUGCUGUUGAUGAUGAUGCGAGCGCGAGUGCGAGUUUACCUGUAGAUGGGAGUGCGAUUGUACCUGUGGACAAUGAUGAGAACCAAGCGAGUGCGAGUGUACCUAUACUAAUAGACAGUGAUGAGAACCGUGCGAGUGCGAGUGUACCUGUAGAUGAGAACAGUGCGUGUGCAUAUACACAAACAGAAGAAUCAUCCAGUGUUGUUGAUUUAAGGAAGAAGUUAACCGAUUGCCGUAGCAUUAUUGAAGAUAUGUCUAAGAGGCUUAGCGAAGUAUUGCCACCCUUUUGUAUAAGAUCUCUUCAGAAAGACGAUGAUGUCCGGUUCUAUACAGGAUUGCCCAAUGCCAGAGUAUUGAAAGCAGUUUUUGAUCAUGUUACAGCAUCACAAACCUGUUUAGACACAUGCCAAAAACUUUCUUCUUUCCAACAGUUUGUGCUUGUGAUGAUGAAAAUUCGUUUGAAUUGUCCGAAUCAGGAUAUUGCGUUUCGAUUUGAUGUUUCUACUGCAACUGUGUCUCGAUUAUUAUUGAAAUGGUUAAUCACAAUGGAUAUUCGACUCAACAAGUUGAUUGUGUGGCCUGAUCGGGAAAGCCUUCAAAAAACAAUGCCGGAAUGUUUUGAACUUGCUUUUGGAAAAAAGGUGGCUGUGAUUCUUGAUUGUUUUGAAGUUUUUUGCGAAAGACCUUCUAACCUAGAAGCAAGAGCGAGCACUUGGUCUUCAUACAAACAUCACAACACUGUGAAAGUUUUAUUAGGAAUUACACCACAGGGGUCUGUUUCGUACGUCUCUGAAACUUGGGGUGGUCGUACAAGUGACAAGUAUCUCACUGAGCAUUGUGGCAUUCUCGACAAUUUACUGCCUGGAGAUGUCGUUUUAGCGGAUCGAGGAUUCGACAUUUCUGAUUCAGUUGGACUAAUGCACGCUAGAUUACACAUCCCAGCUUUCACUAAAGGAAAAAGUCAAUUAUCAGCAACCGAAAUAGAAGAAACAAGGGCGAUCGCUAAUGUUCGAAUACAUGUUGAACGUGUGAUAGGAAAUGUUCGACAAAAGUAUUCUAUUUUACAAAGUACACUACCCAUUCAUUUUAUAAUUAAAAGAACUGGUGAGGAAGUUCCUCUUAUUGACAGGAUUGUUAGAAUAUGUUGUGCUCUUAAUAAUGUUUGUGAUUCUGUUGUACCUUUUCAUUGAAAAUAUUAUCAACAUAAUAAUUAUAGUCGUGAA